UUUUUUUUUAUACUUCUUAAUAUAUUAUGAGUUUACUUCAACCCUAUAUUGAUCUUACUGUUUUAGUUACAACAAUAGAUGGUCGUGUUUUAGUGGGCAAGUUAAUAGGCACUGACCAAACAUCAAACAUCAUUUUACAGAACUGCAAUGAACGUGUCUUUUCAGCAGAAGGAACUGAAAUCAUUCCUCUUGGAUUGUUUUUGUUAAGAGGUGAUAAUGUUUGUACCAUUGGAGAAAUUGAUACCGAAAAAGAAGAGACAAUAAACUUUGCAGACAUUAGAGCAGAUCCACUACAAGAAGUGGUAUUGUAAUAUAUAUAUAUAUAUAUAUAUCAAACAUAGGACAGAGAAUUUGUAUUAUAAAUAAAUUAUAUAUAUAUAUAUAUAUAUAUGUAUAUGUAUCUAAA
Molecule: messenger RNA, 406 nt
Organism: Gilbertella persicaria
Lineage: Eukaryota; Fungi; Mucoromycota; Mucoromycetes; Mucorales; Choanephoraceae
Exons: 4
Coding region: 27-311 (94 amino acids)
Biological process (GO): mRNA splicing, via spliceosome
Cellular component (GO): precatalytic spliceosome; U4/U6 x U5 tri-snRNP complex; U6 snRNP
Molecular function (GO): RNA binding
Source: RefSeq, a predicted model, not a curated record